AUGAUUUUCACCAGGAAAUACAAACCUGAAGCCAUUGAACCGCUUAGACUCUGGCGAGAAAAUAUAGAAUACGUCCAGUCAGUAAAAUAUUUGGGAGUCCACUUAGACACCAAACUGAAUUGGAAAACACAUCUCGAUAUAAAGAGAUUCAAAUUCUACGCCUCAUACUGGGCGUGUAGAAGAGCAAUGGGAAAAUCCUGGGGUAUUAAACUAAAUACUGCCCUAUGGAUAUACAAAGCGGUACCAAGGCUAACAUAUGCUGCUGUUGUUUGGUGGCCCAGAGUGAAAAAGAUGGAAUCAAAGAACCUACUAAAAAGCCUACAAGGUAUAUACUUGAGGGCUGCGGUAAGGACUAUGAGAACGACACCAACAGAAGCGCUGGAAGUGGCACUCUGCAUUCCACCUCUAAGAUUGACUGUCAUCAGCGCUGCCAAACUCACAGCAUAUAGAACAAGGUGUCAGGGGGAGUGGAGAGAUUUCGGAGUAGGUCAUACCAGGCUCGAGUUUUUUCACAAAUCUCCCUUUACUUUAAAGCAAGAUAGAAUAUCCAGAAUACGCCAUGUGAACAAGGCGUUCUCCAUAAACUUGACCACCAGGGCGGACUGGAAAAACAAAAAUCUUCAGAUCCAGCCGGGCACUUAUACGUGGUUUACUGAUGGAUCUGGAGCAAACGGCUGCUAUGGAGCAGGCAUCUACUGUCCAGGAUCAAAUCACAGAGAGUUUUUCUCUCUGGGUAAAUUGGCCACGGUCUUUCAAGCGGAAGUCCUGGCCAUUCUGGAAUGUGCAAGACUCCUACUCUCAAGAGAGACGAAAACUAGGAAGAUCAAUAUCUAUACGGAUAGCAAAAGCAGCCAUAGGAGCUCUUGUCAAGAACACCACUGA
This is a messenger RNA of Pseudomyrmex gracilis, 882 nucleotides long. RefSeq lists its product as uncharacterized. Lineage: Eukaryota; Metazoa; Arthropoda; Insecta; Hymenoptera; Formicidae. Gene Ontology annotation, molecular function: nucleic acid binding; RNA-DNA hybrid ribonuclease activity. The record is from RefSeq and is a predicted model, not a curated record. Bases 1 to 882 code for a protein of 293 amino acids. The transcript has a single exon.